CUUCACUUCAUACGACUUCUUUCACGACCGCGCGUUUUCUCUCCACAAUAGAACAGCCCGAUCAGCUCCUCUGAUAAACCCAACAUGGCCGGUAAAGAGACAAAACCAAUUUCCAAGCAUCUCCAGCAGACCUACGAGCAGAUGUUUGAGAACAACCGCGCCUGGGCUGCUACACAGGGCGAGAAGGAUCCAGAGUUCUUCAAUAGGCUUGUCGAGGGCCAGAGCCCUGAAUAUCUCUUCAUCGGAUGCAGCGACUCCCGCAUUCCCGCCGAACAGGUCACAGGCCUACAGCCCGGGGAGGCCUUUGUGCACCGAAACAUCGCAAACAUGGUCUGCAACCUUGACCUUAGCGCCAUGAGUGUUAUCAAUUAUGCCGUCCGCCAUCUCCACGUUAAGCGCAUUAUUGUCUGCGGUCAUUAUGGCUGUGGUGGUGUCCAGGCUGCCAUGAAACCCCAGGACCUAGGCCUGCUCAACCCCUGGCUUCGGAAUAUCCGUGAUGUCUACCGUCUCCAUCAGGAUGAGCUGGAUGCCAUAUCCGACAAUAAAGCGCGCUACGACCGGCUCGUUGAGCUUAAUGUUAUCGAGCAGUGUCAGAAUAUCAUCAAGACGGCGGCUGUCCAGCAGUCGUAUGCGACCAAUGGAUUCCCAGUUGUGUCUGGAUGGGUGUUUGGGUUCCACGACGGUCUGAUCAAGGAUCUGCAUAUUGAUUUCGAGGCGACACUGAAGGAUGUCCAGAAGAUUUAUGAUCUUACAUCCUAGGGGCGAGUCAGCCUGGCCCAAGAGAAUUGAUGAUUUGCAAUUUGAGCCCUUCUAGAAAAUCUGGACAUGGUUUGUGGCAAGGAUACUAGUAUAUAUAUAUAUAUAGCUAAAGUUAUGUAUUGUUAUAUCCAAAAACUGCUGCUGAGAUAAAAGAAAGGCAUUAUACUGUUAUAGUGUGCGCAUCAUGUCCCACGGGUUGGGGGGUCGCUAGAACAAUUUUAAUAUAGUUCAACAGACCUAGAUUGACAAAUAAACACCUGUUGUCGAGUUAAAUGAU
Molecule: messenger RNA, 1036 nt
Organism: Aspergillus alliaceus
Lineage: Eukaryota; Fungi; Ascomycota; Eurotiomycetes; Eurotiales; Aspergillaceae
Product: carbonic anhydrase
Exons: 1
Coding region: 85-759 (224 amino acids)
Biological process (GO): cellular response to oxidative stress; carbon utilization; cellular response to carbon dioxide
Cellular component (GO): cytoplasm
Molecular function (GO): carbonate dehydratase activity; zinc ion binding
Source: RefSeq, a predicted model, not a curated record